This is a messenger RNA of Miniopterus natalensis, 848 nucleotides long. RefSeq names its product nanos C2HC-type zinc finger 3 (gene NANOS3). Lineage: Eukaryota; Metazoa; Chordata; Mammalia; Chiroptera; Miniopteridae. Gene Ontology annotation, molecular function: zinc ion binding; RNA binding. The record is from RefSeq and is a predicted model, not a curated record.
AAAAUAAGGAAUCUCCCACAGGCUGUUCCUCCCCCUUCAAAACCCCUUGGAGGUAUAAGGAGGGAACUGACAGCCCAGACUCCUAGGCUCCAGAGGGGAAGGGAGGGGCAGAGAGGAAGGGGAGAAGGACCAGCUUGGAGCAGGCAGAGUUUCUUCUCUCUCUGCCUGGCACAUGUUGCCCAGCCAUGGGGACCUUCGACCUGUGGACAGAUUACUUGGGUUUGGCACGUCUGGUGGGGGCUCUGCGUGGGGAAGAAGAGCCUGAGACCAGGCUGGACCCCCAGCCAGAACCAGUGCCAGGACCGGGGGAUCAGAGGUCCAGCCCGGAAUCCUCACCAGCUCCGGAACGCCUGUGCUCUUUCUGCAAACAUAAUGGCGAAUCCCGGGCCAUCUACCAGUCCCAUGUGCUCAAGGAUGAGGCAGGCAGGGUGCUGUGCCCCAUCCUUCGAGACUACGUGUGCCCCCAGUGUGGUGCCACUAGAGAUCGUGCCCACACUCGUCGCUUCUGCCCACUCACUGGCCAAGGCUACACCUCUGUCUACAGCUACACCACCCGCAACUCCGCAGGAAAGAAGUUGGCCCGGCCUGACAAGGCGAGGACACAGGACUCCAGUCACCGCAGAGGAGGAGGAGGAGCCAGUGCAGGUUCCAAAGGUGCCGGGAAGUCGUCUGGGCCUUCACCCUCUUCCUGCUGCCCCUCCACUUCUGCGUAGGAGGCAGGUGCGGGGAGGACGUCCAGGAUGCUGCCUUCGCCUGGCCUGGGGACCGUGACUCCUUGAAGGCUGGAUUUCAGGGAAAAUGCAUCUGGCAAGGACCCUCCCCUGAACCCUUCCCCCAGCCUGGAGGCU